GCGGCGUCAUGAAUCAGAAUUAUUGGGCAUUAAAUAGUUAAGCGCCAGCGCGCGUUCUCGGACUCAGCGGGAGCGCGCUGAGGUGCACCGCGAACGCGAAGCAGAAACGGCUCAGACAGCAGGUCGGUCGAUGAGCUGGGAUACAAAGUACCGGCUGUAGAAAAAAUAAUUAAAUAAAAAAAAUUGGAAGAAGUCGACGUGAACGGUUGGCUUUCGCUGGCGGUUUGUUUUCCGGUGGACUAACGUUUCGGGAAGUUUUUUUUAAAUUAUUAUUUUUAUUCAGCGGAACGGACGCGGACUGAGGCUCCGAAACGCUGUCCACAAUGUCGGGGAGCAGGGAGGAGGAGAGGAGGAAACUGGCCGACAUCAUCAACCACUGGAACGCCAACCGGCUCGACCUGUUCGAGAUCAGCCAGCCCACAGAGGACCUGGAGUUCCAUGGCGUGAUGCGGUUCUACUUCCAGGACCGGGUGGCCGGGAACUUCGCCACAAAGUGCAUCCGGGUCUCCAGCACGGCGACGACGCAGGACGUCAUCGAGACUUUGGCGGAGAAGUUCAGGCCGGACAUGAGGAUGCUGUCGUCGCCCAAGUACUCGCUGUACGAGGUCCACGUCAGUGGCGAAGAGCGCCAGCUGGACCUGGACGAGAAGCCGCUGGUGGUUCAGCUCAACUGGAACAAAGACGACAGGGAGGGACGCUUUGUCCUGAAGAACGAGAACGAUGUCCUGCCCAAGGUGAGACGCAUCGCUCCGCAUCGCACCACAACAUGCUGCAUCGCACCACAACAUGCUGCAUCGCUUCGCAUCGCACCACAACAUGCUGCAUCGCUCCGCAUCGCACCACAACAUGCUGCAUCGCUCCGCAUCGCACCACAACAUGCUGCAUCGCUCCGCAUCGCACCA
This is a messenger RNA of Poecilia latipinna (sailfin molly), 902 nucleotides long. RefSeq names its product afadin-like. Lineage: Eukaryota; Metazoa; Chordata; Actinopteri; Cyprinodontiformes; Poeciliidae. Gene Ontology annotation, cellular component: adherens junction. The transcript has 3 exons. The record is from RefSeq and is a predicted model, not a curated record. The annotation marks the transcript as partial. Gene Ontology annotation, biological process: signal transduction; regulation of protein localization. Gene Ontology annotation, molecular function: cell adhesion molecule binding.